AGCUAUGUCAAAUGCUGUACAGCUAACAGGCUAUCUGCCGAAUGAGCGGUAUAGCUUCAGGUAAUUUGUACAACAUGAUAACAUACUACAAUCAAGUACCAUUUCGUCGUUAGAUGCGUUUUAAACUAAAUUAUGGUAGAUGGAAAUAUAGUAAAAGGAAAGAACAGAUCUAUAACUAGGACCCUUAACCCUUAACGUUGCAUGUGGUUUUUAGCUGAUAGAAUAAUUGAUUUUUGGCUGUGAUGGCUGAAAUAAUAUAUUAAUUGAUAACGGUAAAUAAAUGACAAUGGCUACAUUAUUCUAAGCAUCUAAGGAUUUUUCAGGGACACACGUUUCGCUCCAGAUGUUGCACCGAAGGUUUGAUGCUUCCGCUGCGGAUGGUACACGGAGGCGGUUUGGUAGAAUGUGCAUUAACCGCUCUCUGCGCAUAAACCGCGUGUAGAGAUUUCUGGAAAAAAGGGGGAGAGAGACGAACAAAGCAACCCAGGACUCCGCAUAAUCCCUCUGUGCCGUAGUCAGGCGAGGGCGGUGACGAAUGAUGGAGAGCUACAAGGAGUUCUGCUCCCGAAGUCUUGCCAGGCUCCAGGCGGAAGGGAAGAUGCAGAUCCGCCAAGCGAGCCGCGGCCAGCAGAGGGAGCUCUCUGCCAUUCGGUUCCAUGGUAGGGCCGUGCUCUGCCCUGUGCUGAGUGAGGAGCAGCGCAGAGAGAUGGCGCAGUACAGACAGAAGGCUGCACAGCUGGACGCAGGGCGGCAGGCACGGGUUCAGGGCGAGGAAGGGAGUGUGCAGGAGCACCUGGAGUCUGGAGCGCAGGGACAGACAGCAGCACCCCCCAGCUGCACCAACAAUGGCUUCUGCCAGUCGCCUGAAAAGGCUGGACCCAUGCCUUCUGCCCCCACACAAGGAGAGGGUCCGGGGGACCUGGGGGACCAGGGAGGGGGAGUCGAGGAGAGCAGGAGUCUCGACAUCAGCCUGCUGACGAGGUUCAGGGAGCAGGAGCAGGGCUGCCAGGGGCCCUGGGGGGUGCCCAGGAGCCUCUCCGACAAAGAGAACCAGAGAGGAGGCCAAAGCCCCCCCAGCCCAGCUAACACCCCCCACCAGACAUGUCCCCCGGAGGCGGCAUCCGGUGGCCUCCUCCAUGACCCAUCUGGGGCUUACACUCUGCCCCUCAGCACUGGGGCAGGCCUCAGCCCCCGCCCCCACCGUCGGCGCCCCCGGCCCGUCUCCACUGGCAACAUCUUGGCUACCUCCCCUAUAAACAUGCCGGACAGGUGGGGCGACUCUCUGGCGCCCUCUUUGGACAGCAGCCAGCGUGGAAAUUCAUUUGGUUAUGAGUCACCCUACAGUAUCAGUCCCCUGGGUGCUGGGGUCGCCCCCUCAGGCUUCCGGCGGCGCUGCCACACCCUGGACAGCAACCUGAACCCCAGCCCCCGGUGGACACCCAUCGACCGGAGCCAAGAGAGGCUCCCGCGCCUGAUGGUCCCGCGCUCUCCUCCCUAUGAUGUCGGAGGCUCCUUUCCAUUGCGAAUUCAUCCCCACGUGGCCCAAGACAGCUCACCUAGGUCAGAACCAGAGAGUCUGCUGGGCGGCCACAGCGGUGUGGGGGUCACAGAGAGCAAAAACGGGGACGUGCAGCUCAAGGUGCAGGUGCUGGAGGAAAUGCGCUGGCAGCUGGAGGAGGAGCGCAACUGGCAGCUGUCUGUGCUGAUUGCCGAGCAGGAGAGGGCACAACACCGCCUCCUGCAGGAGUUGGAGGAGAAGGAGAGGAGGCUAAUGGAACAAGGUGCUGAACUCACUUCACUUGGGGAGCCAGCGGCCAGCUGGGGGCACCAGAGAGACAGCUUCUCACCCCUGAGCCCCUCCUACCCCACCAAUUUUCCUGCAGAAAAGUCCCCAGUAGGCAGCAUAGGAAGCCUCCCGUCGCCUAACAUCCACCCAGCUGUGUAUCUGUGGGGGAGCAGCAAGACCCGGGACAGGCUGAUUCAAAUGCUGAGCCCUGAAAUGCAGGGGGCGCUGUGCCGCCUGAGUGCCAUGGCUCGCGGGUUCCUCACCCGGCGGCUGCUGAAGACAGAGAAGGUCAUUCACCUGCGGCAGACUGUGCAGGACACACAGGACUUCAUCCAGUCAUUCCGGGGUGAGACCCCGCUGAAGAAAGGAGCUCUUUCCACGCAGGAUGUGGCUUUGCAGCAGCGAGUCAGAGCCCAGCUACGUGCUGCCCUCUACGAUGUUCACGACAUCUUCUUUGAGAUGCCGCUGGAGGACCGGCUGGGACUGCUGCAGAUGGACAGGGAGUUACGCACAGAGAGGAAGAUUCGGGAGAUGGAGAAAGCCAGGAGCCCCAAGGACAGGUUGACGCUCUCUGCGGCCACGCAGAAGUCCCUGGACAGGAGGAAGCUGAGGGUGAGGGAGACUCCCACACACUCCAAGAAGGCCCAUCAAAAGCCAAAGAGCCCCCCCGCAAACAGGAUCUUGCAACCAAGCCAGGGACAAAAUGCUCCCGUUGCAGGCCAGCUCCUCCGACAGGGGAGCUUAUACAGAAAGAUGCCACAGGAACGAGUGAGGCACUCGGACAUGAGGAAACGACACUCGCUGGGCUAGUUGAGGUUUUCAAUGCACAUGCUCAGUAUACAUGAAAUGAAACAAAGCAGCUACCGUCACACUUCGACAUGAAAGGCAUAACUCUACAGGGGCCUUGUUGCCAUGCCAACCAAGAUCCUACACUGCUAAUGCCUUUAAAGAAAUUACUUCCUGUCUCCAUGACAACAGAAAGCCCCGUCUCUCUUAGCUCCCCCCUGUCUAAUUCCUGCCACACCCACUAAUCUUCCACUCUUCCCUUUCACUACAUGCAGCUCCGUCCAGUGAGGAAAACUGUAGUUCUUAGUCAUGUUUUUAUUAUCAUAGCUUCAUAUUUUAUAAAGAAAAAUAUGUACGCUGUUAAAUUUCUUCCCUUUAGGUUUUAAUGUGCUGUGCCAGGCCUCUCAGCUCUUAUGCCCUUAUGCUGGUCUUAGUGGCAAUCCUGGUGAAGAACUUAAAAAAACACUUAAGAAAACUGAACGCUUUGCUCUAAAUAUGAACUAUAGGAAACACACCCACUCCAGAUGACUGUAAGACACAGCAGUGCCUUUAUCUUUACUAAAGCAUAUCUUUCACAUUUUUUUGCAGUGAAGUUGGCUAACUAAUACAUGACAAGGACGUUCAUCUGUAAAAGCCGCCGAUGUGAACCACGCCCUGGCAGAACGAGGCUCGAAAAGCCCCGUACGAUUCCAGGCACGGUUCUGUUCAUUUUCUGGUCAUACUAAAGCAGAGAAUCAUUACCUAAACAAGAAUUUAUUUAGCGACAUUAUUGUAAUUAAAAUGUCCGGCGGUGUUCUCACUUAGAGCUAUCCUCAAAGUCUGAAAUGAGGAGUGAGCAUGUCUGUGUGUCUGUGGGGGGGGGGGGGGGGG
Brienomyrus brachyistius is the source of this 3442-nucleotide messenger RNA. Its product is annotated as centriolar coiled-coil protein of 110 kDa-like. The transcript is spliced from 14 exons. Bases 539 to 2596 code for a protein of 685 amino acids. Gene Ontology annotation, biological process: centriole replication; regulation of cytokinesis; centrosome duplication. Gene Ontology annotation, molecular function: protein binding. The record is from RefSeq and is a predicted model, not a curated record. Gene Ontology annotation, cellular component: centriole. NCBI's taxonomy places the organism in Eukaryota, Metazoa, Chordata, Actinopteri, Osteoglossiformes, Mormyridae.